UGGCAGAUGAAAUCCCGUGGGCAUGUUUUGUAAGAGCUCUCACCGCCUUCACCCACUGCAGCAAUGCUGUACUCACAUUGUUCACUCUCUCAUUCCCUUUUCUUUCAGAAUAUGCAUCCAUAAACUCCAUGCUGGACCAGAUCAACUCUUGCUUGGAUCACCUGGAGGAGAAGAAUGAUUAUCUGCAUGCCUGCUUGAAAGAACUGCUGGAGUCCAACCGCCAGACCCGCCUGGAGUUCCAGCAGCAGAGUGAGCAGCAGCACGUGGGAGCUGACGUGCAGGGAUCACAGCCACCCACCUAG
Molecule: messenger RNA, 302 nt
Organism: Merops nubicus (carmine bee-eater)
Lineage: Eukaryota; Metazoa; Chordata; Aves; Coraciiformes; Meropidae
Gene: BBLN
Product: chromosome unknown open reading frame, human C9orf16
Exons: 1
Source: RefSeq, a predicted model, not a curated record